Helobdella robusta is the source of this 549-nucleotide messenger RNA. RefSeq lists its product as hypothetical. Gene Ontology annotation, biological process: autophagosome organization; peptidyl-serine phosphorylation; protein autophosphorylation. The annotation marks the transcript as partial. The record is from RefSeq and is a predicted model, not a curated record. The transcript has 7 exons. NCBI's taxonomy places the organism in Eukaryota, Metazoa, Annelida, Clitellata, Rhynchobdellida, Glossiphoniidae. Gene Ontology annotation, molecular function: ATP binding; protein serine/threonine kinase activity. Gene Ontology annotation, cellular component: cytoplasm; autophagosome.
UUACAGUAUUGCAAUGGUGGUGAUCUAGGAGAUUACCUGCAGGGCCAAGGAACACUGAGUGAAGAUACCAUUAGAAGCUUUUUGAGACAGACAGCCAGUGCAUUGAAAGCACUUCACAGCAAGGGAAUAGUACACAGGGACCUGAAGCCGCAGAACAUGCUCCUUGGUAGUGGUAGUAGUCUGGUCAAGCCAUCAUCUAUAACCCUAAAGAUUGGUGAUUUCGGUUUUGCUCGUUUUCUUAAUGAUGGAGUGAUGGCUGCAACGUUGUGUGGAUCGCCCAUGUAUAUGGCCCCAGAAGUGAUAAUGAGCCAUCGUUACGACAGUCGGGCUGACCUAUGGAGUGUCGGGGUCAUAGGUUACCAGUGUUUGACGGGGCGAGCCCCAUUCCAUGCAUCCACUCCUGCCAACUUGAAGCAGUUGUACGAGAGGCACAAGAAUAUUCAACCGAGUAUUCCCAUAGGAACCAGCUUUGAGUUGAAGAAUCUUUUGAUUGGUCUGCUGAAAAAGGAACCAAAAGAUAGAAUUAAAUUUGGUUGGUUGGUUGACUGA